Molecule: messenger RNA, 8411 nt
Organism: Colletes gigas
Lineage: Eukaryota; Metazoa; Arthropoda; Insecta; Hymenoptera; Colletidae
Product: mucin-5AC-like
Exons: 3
Coding region: 185-7633 (2482 amino acids)
Source: RefSeq, a predicted model, not a curated record
GACAGAAACGCGAAACGCGGACAGAGCGGGAAAUCGGGACUCCGUUCGGGCAAGGUGAUUUUCCGUGGUGCUUGUUCGCAGUUGGAGCUUCCGCGUCGUUCGGUUUUUGGUACCCAUGUAACGGGCUACGUUUCUCCAUCCGGGCCGGAAUAUUGUGGCACGGUUCCGUGCGAACGGGGAACAAAUGGCCAAAGACAUGUGGAGGCUCUGGUUCACCAAGUUGCUACUCCUGGCGGCCCUGAUGCUCGCCGCGGAGACGAGAUCCGAGGACGAUGAAUCGUUGACAGAUGUUAGAGCACAUAGAUUGGAAAGGGAUCUGCAAGGUGUGACAACGGUCCUCCUAGUCCCGGCGCGACCCGGUAAAUCCGCCCCACCGGUCGGUCUGCUGACGAAAACCGCGAGAACGUUCGUGCAAGAUGGUGCUAGCACGGAGUUCGCUACCCAGGUCCUCGGUACCACUCUGGACAAUGGCCGUCUCUACGCCAGGAUACUGUCCACGUCGAGCAGGGUGUUUUACGAGAAGGAACCGACCCCGGACACGCCGAGUCCCUACCUGGUGUACCCGUCACGAGCGCCCAGCGACGACUGGCAGCUCAGGGUGGCUCUCGAUAACGCGCCUAUCAAGGCUCUCAAAGAGAUAGAAUCCCCUAGAGCGGAGGAAUCUGGAAAUAGGAACGACGACGACGAUAAGGCCUCGACCAAACUGGACGAACUAUCCAGGGAAAAUGACAUAUUCAGCAGACGGGAGAUCAACUCCGACUCUCAGAGAUUUAAACCCGCGAAGGUCAGACCCGCGGAUAAUUUACCAACGUUUACGGUGAAGCACGAGUACGUGGCCAGCAGCUUCGACAACAUCGAAGACGAACAGCCAAAGAACUUCAGGCCCCGUUUGCCGAAGAUCUUCAAGCCUCAGCCGAAAGCCCUCGCGCCCAAGAAGCCCGACACGAAGCCAUUAGCUACCGUGACCUAUCACGGUUUCGCCGAUUUCACCACUACCGUCGGGGAAACCGUCAUCGUUUUCUCCCCCAGCACGUCGCCCGCCCCCGCGGGUCGUCCCGCCACCACGAUCAAAGGAGAUGCGACACUCAGGCCCGACGACGGGAUCGCCGUGAUGGAAAUCAGGCCCACGAGUAUCGUGGCUGGUCAAGAGAAGACCGUACAACACCCUGGACUCGAAAUACCGUACAGUUCGGAGGGUGGAUCGGGCGAUGCUCUGUUGGACGCUAUCAACAGUGCCAACAUUCAACCUAGCGUCACCGAGGACUACGAAAUCGACUCGUCCACCGUGUCCACGGAGCCACUGCUCCUGGUGCCGGACGUGGAGACGGGAUCUCUGAAACCCACCGGCCUUCUCAAGGUCCUAGAUUCGACCACCUCUCUGGAUGGCACUACCACCCAUUAUAAAAGUCUCAUUUACGGUACCUACAUAGGCACCAACUAUGCUCAAAUCAUUCACACGUCCUCGAACGUCUACUUUUUCCCCGACGAAGCCACCAGGAUCUACGACACCGAAGAUACUACCGUGGAUUACGGAACCACCGUCGCGGAGGAUAACGAAGGCGAACAAGAAACCACGUUCGAGGUUACGACCGGUACCACACCAAGAGCGAUCGCCACGAGCGAGGAAACUCCGGAGAUCAACGAACUGACCACUCCGUUGAGGGACACCACCGACAGUGUGCUGACUACCCUGAAGGAUAUCUUGGAGAGCGCUAGGAGGGUUCUAGGGACCACCGAAUCGGCUGCACCGGUCCUGAACGACGAGAUUCCAAACGAUAUCUUGCCGGGAGAUCCGCAAGGACGUAGCAUCAAAGGUGGUAGUCCGAAGAACGAUCUUGGGCAUAAUCGCAAGGAACAUGGGUUCACCGAGACGGAGGAGAAGCCCACGCUUGCCACCAGGAUCCUCCCGUCUACCGUGUACAAGACUUUCACGUACUUCACGACCUUCUUCAUUCCCGAUGGCGUGGAAACUACCACCUCGAUACGUUCCAGGGAAGUGGUUUCAUCGGAGGUCACUUACUUGACGGAGCUGAUUCAGCCGAGCGAAACUACAGCUGUUCUUCCCACGGUACACGCGGAACCGACGACGAUUCGAACCGCUCCGAGCUUGAUCAGUGCGGCGGAGGAAGAACAGACCACCAAGCAAGACGAAGAGAUAGAACUGAUCUUCAAGACUCUGUACACCACUUACACGUACUUGACGACGUUCUUCCAGGAGAACACGUCCAGCGUCUCCAGCCGCGAGGUCGUCGAGACGAACGUCAUUACUCAGACCGUCGGCCCCAACGGCGUAUCCGCGGUCGUUGCAGGACUCUUCGAGAAAGACGAAUCCGUCGCCAUAUCUUCGACGAGAACUUCCGAAAGCAUUCUACCCUCGGUCGUCCCACGGCCGGAACAGGGAACCGAGAAGUAUCCUACUACCUUGGAACAAACCACGGAAGAUACUCUGACCACGUUGCAAGAACAGGAUACUACCACCGAUCAGAACAUCCCCACGGAAUCGGAGAUAACUGUCAACGACUUCGAGGACACCGAUCGACCCAUCAUCGAACCGAGUCCGACUCCGGUUCUGCCAACAGAGUCUGCCAAGGAACAGAUCAAGACUUAUUACACCACGUACACUUACUUCACCACGAUCUUCGUCGACGACGAAACGGAAAUAGAAACCAGAACAGAGGUGUUCACGAACGUGGUGACGGAAACUAUUCAACCAACCGCCGUGGUACCGGCCACUCAAGAGACUCUAGAGCCAACGACGCCGAAAGUCGAGCAACCUAAUCAACCAGCCGUUCCUCCGGAGAUUUUGGCCUAUCUGGAAGCACUCCAGAGACAGAAAUCCCAAGAGGAGGCGCUUCUUCUGGCGAAGAAGGCGCAGCAGCAGGCUGCCACCGGCGAGGAUGAAAAUACGACCGCGUUCGAAGCCAGAUCGGAAACGACAGAAUCCUCCACCACGGUGGAGGAUAAAUCGAGCAGCGAGAAUCUCUUCCGUGGUUUCGAAGUAAACGCCCAAGUGACACCCAAUCCUCCCGUGGAAGGCGAGGUGUUAGGAUCCAUGGUCACAGACGUGGUGUCCUCGUCUAGUUCCGGCGGUGGAACGGUCUUGGACGCGAUGGACAAGCGAAACGCGGUUCCAGAGGAUCAAGAAUUGUCGGAGUCGAACCACCACGACGUGGAACCAGCGCCUACGCUUCUUCUUCAAACCAGUUACACGACUUUUACGUACUUCACCACGAUGUACAAGGGUGACGAGACGAACGUGGUCAGUCGCCUCGAGACUGUAACCAACGUCGCGACGGAAACCAUCAGGCCCACGGCCGUAGUACCCGUGGAGACGAGCACUUUGCCCGUCACUUACUUCACAACGUUCACCUAUUGGACGACCUUCUACAAAGCUGGCGACACCGUGACGACGAGUCGCGAGGAAACCGUCAGCAACGUCGUGACUCCAGGAAUCGCGGCCACGCCGACCGUGGAGCUUGGCGUCAUCAUGACUUACAGGCCAACGACUUCGUUAGAGGAAAACGGUCUGACGACCGACAAAGAAUCGAAGAUCACAGCUGAGAACGAGGUAACGCCCUCGGACAUCGCUCCGACGGAAACGUCCAAAACGGAGGAAACGUCUUCGACUUCGACGUCGACUACCACGACCUCCAAAGACGUCCCUACGGUCUCUCCCACGGAUACCUCGACCGUUUCGCCAGAACCCACCACCUACUAUACCACGUACACGUAUUUUACGACUUCUUACAUCGGUAACGAGACCAUAUUGAACAGCAGACUAGAGACAGUGACCAGCGUUUCGAUUCCGGAAGUGGUCGCGACGCAACAAGUAGCGACCGGUAGAGCAAUCGACGGUCCGGUGUACCAACAGAGCCUGGCGACCGAGGCGAAGCCGGUCACGCCGUCAAAGGUUACCGAACAGCCAAAAAUAGGUCUGAUUUCGACGAUUCGAUCGAGCCAGGUCAACGACGGGACCACCACCCAUUACACGACCGACGUACACGGCACGUACAUCGACGGAUUGUACGCUCAAGUCGUAGAGAGCUCGACGAGAAUAGAGAAGCCGCCAGUACCGUCUUCGUCCGUUCCUACUCCCGUUCUUCCGACGGGAGUGUUGUCCUUGAACAAGGGUAGCGUCGUGGACGCUGACGAAAUAACGACGAUCUACUUCACCACGAAACAAAUUGGUACCCUGUUCGACGGCCUGUAUGCCAAAGUCAUCGAGAGUACUUCGAGCACGAAGAUCGACGCGGAGAGGAAGGCUACCGUUUCGCCUGUUCCGGGUCAUCGAACCGGUCUGGUACGAUUGAUACAGGGUCAGAUCGAGAACAAUGGAACCACCACGUAUUACCAGUCGAAAGUAAUCGGUACCAGCAUCGAGGGCAGGUACGCCCAAAUCAUCGAAAGCACCUCGAGUUUCUUAUCGGCGACUCCGACGAUCAACAUCGCUCCGACGUCGACCUUGCCACCUACCAAACCAACGGAAAUUCCAGAAAUCUCGCCCUCGCCGGCGGUGAUCCAAUCGUCCCUGUCCGAAGACCCCACGACGGAGUCUCCCGACCAGGAAGAGGACUCUGAAGAGAACGAAGAGGAGGAAGAAGAGGACGAGGAGGGCAAGGAUGGACAGAGUUCCAAGAAGAAGUCGAGAUUGACGUUCUCGACGAAAAAGAGGUCGUUCACUCCGGCCAUCAGGCCGUUUGCCUCGAGAAACAGACCGACGUUCAAUCCUAAACGCAAGGGAGCGCAAGGAGCAACUACGAUUACCAGAACGGAUAUAACGCCCACUAUAACAGCAACCUUGGCUGGAAAAGGCAACAGAUUCGCUUCGUCCAGAGGUCGAAUCAGCUCACCGAUAGGACCGUACUCGUCGACGCUCUCGCCGUCGGGCUCCAGGAGGUUCGCUGGCAGAAGAGUCUCUCCAAAUACAGCGAGUUCUUACGCGUCGACCGUGCCAGGAAGCACGAGAGGCAGACAACAGUCCAGGAUAUCCCCGUCGUCCGUCUUCCAGGGGAACAGGCGAGGACCGACGUCAAUCAGAGGUUCCUCGGCCAGAGCUGCGACUCGAGCUUCGAGUUCAGCGUUCCCCGGAGCGUCCACCAGAUACAGAUCGCCCAUCCGUCCGUCUUCGACUCUGCUUCGAGGACAGGCAACGGUCAGACACGACGAUCAGGAAAACGACGCCAACGAGUACACUACCACCACUCUAAUAACGGAGGAGACACCGUACACGGAGGAUAUCGACGGCGGUGAAACCGUCACGGCGCUUUUGCAAACGACCACGGAGUCCUCCAGAAGAUCGACCAAUCCUCUGCUGAGGUUCCGCAGACCCAUCAAUUUGAACAAUUCCGGAAGAACGGCCACGACGGCCAGGUCACCGACCACCACCAGGAGAAAUGGUAAUUUGAACAGACCCACUUCACCGACGGUUCCUAAAGUCAGCAACUCCCGAAGCAACGGAAGGACGACCGUUCCGAUAUCUACUAGGCCGCGUCAGAGCGGUAUAGGCCUCUUCCCGCCUCGAGGUCUGUUCGGGAAGAAGCAAGAGUUGCCUACAGAGGAGCAGAUUGAGCCCAACGAGGAGCUGGAGAAUGACGGCGAAGAGAACUUUGAGGACGAGCCGGUGGAGGAAAUAGUCGACAACGAUUACGAGGGCUCGGAACACGAGGACAGAACCACGAACGUGAAUCGUCGUUCCGGGAAAUCCGUGAGACCGUCGCUACAAGCCAGGCCUUUCACGAGAGGAAGAAGAACUCGUCGACAGGCGAGUCAGUUAAGAUCUUAUUCGAGUCGUUUUCGACGACCGAGUCAGCCGGGUUCUUCGAAAGCCGAGGAUAAGGCUAACGUGACCGAAAAUACGUCCAGCAAGGAGGACACUGGAAAAUCCGCCACAAAACCGAUUGCUCGUUACAACAAUCGCGGAAGGUCACUGACGACGUCUCGGCCACCUCCGAAGACGGCUAACAAUCCGGAAAAGACGUCCGCAGAGUCGACGGAGCUCAGUCAAAGCAAAGUCAGACCUCGAGCUAAGCAGUCCAACGGCGACAGAACCGCCGCGCCCAGAAUAAAACCAUCCCCCGCGUCCAACAAUGGCAGACAAUUCACGUUAAGAGAAAAGGAUGGCGCCUCGUCGAGCAGAUCGAACUAUAAAAGACCCAGCGCUUCGGGAACGAGAAACAACGGUCGAUCCACGAGCACCACCGACAGAGUGAGACCCCCGAGGUUGAAAAACGGUUCCAACAAGUCCUCCGAAUCGUCGAGUUCGAACUCGAGGCGAGUGCCUCCAUCUCGCGCGCCCUCCAGACCUGCGACUAGAAACGGUAGUAGAAGGGGUACGUCGUCCUCGCGAUCGAAAGGAUCUCUCGAGGACAUUAGGGAAUCGCCCACCGUUUACCCAGACUAUGACGGAACUAUCACGGUCACGCAUUACGUCCCCACCGAGGUGACGAUCCCCGUUGUAAAUAAUGGUAUCACGGAGCAUCGAAAUAUCAUAACGGCCCAGCCUAGCACCGAAGUUUUAGCCCCCUCUCAAUAUAGCACCGUGACAGGUGGCGACGGCAGGCCGCUCGUUGUAAUCGUUAGCGAAGUGACCGGUACUAACGUGCAAGGUCAAACCGAGGUCACGCGAUUCCUGCUCCACGAGACGCCCACCACUCGGGUCUCCCACACGCUGACCACCCUCGGGGGUCGCAGAGCCUCGCAAUCGGUGAUCGUGCCCACGACCGUUUAUUCCGUAGAGAACGUCGUCUCCACGGUGCAAUCGUCUCUCUCCGGGAACGCCCCGCUCGCGAACAUCCUGCUAUCGCAGCUGCUUCUCGGUCAGUUAGGUCAGGCGAACCCGUUGCUCCAGCCCCAGGGCACCCCGUCCACACAGUACAACACGCGCACGACAUCCUACGUCACCACGAUCACUAAACAACAGAGCACCGUGAUCCCCCUUACCUUCCGGGGUAAGGAAAUCCUGACGACUCUGGUGGACACGUCGACCGGCGUCGUCACCGCGACGGAGUUCAUCACGGACACGGUCGUGGUGACCCCGACAGCGGCCCUGCCCGCGGCCAACCUGAAUUCCCUGCUGUUGCUGCUCCAGCAACCCCAGCAGUCGUCCAAGAACCCCAAUCCCCUGCUGGACCCUCUGUUCGCCGCGACCCCGUUCACCCAGAGCAACACGCUGCCAGGGGAGGUCGAGAGGAGGCACCAGCCCGCGGAUUCGGACUACAAGCAGGACAGCUACGAGUACUCCGACGACGAAGACGCGCGCGACUACAAGUCCUCCAGGCCGCGCAACAGCCGAGGCAAAUCGAACGAGAAGAAGGACGAACGUUCCGCCGCCCCGAAGGAGGAAUCCAGCGUGGUGACGCUCUACGUCUCCGGGCGGAGGCCAGGAGAGUUCAGCACCGUUCUGAGCACCGUAAAGGUGACCGACACGGUCAGCUCGUCCAGGAAGCGACGGGCCGCCGGAGAUGAUACCGUCGAGGUUCGACCUUCCGUUCCGCCGUCCUUGCACGCGGGUCCUGAAGAACCGACUAUUCUGGCGGGCAGCGAGGAUACGAACGACGCACACGCACCGACAGAGAGUCUCGAGAGCGUAGUGGGUGACGUCGGACGGCACAUUUCCACAUCCAUCCUCGCCUGAUCCUUGACGAGCCUCUUCACCGAUCUUUCCCCCUUCUCCCCUAACUGUCCAUUCUUAAUUAAGUUGCGACUCGCGGAAACCCACCUAGACCGAAGCUGACGACCUUUCCGGGCGUUUCGCGGGGGAGGUCAGCGGCUCGCUGACCGUGUAAUAUAGCGGAGCCCCCAAGGAUCGCUCCUCGACGAAUCCGCGACACAAUCUAUCUCUAUCUAUUUCUCUCUACUAUCUCUUGGCCGGAGAAUCGUGGAAAGCUCGCAGCUUCGGUCGACCGAGAGCCACGCGCUAGCUGGACUCUCGGUACCCGUACUCUUCGUCCUGUUCGCUCUCCCCAGUCUUUCUUCUAUUAUUUUCCUUCGAACACUCCCCCUUCGAGCGUCGUCCUCUUACUUCCAUCUACUAACACAGCCUUGAAUCCGCCGCCGCACGCGCGCCCACACGACCAACAAACCCAACGCAUGGUACCUCCCUGUUUGUCGGACAACAUCGCAGUAAACACACCGCGCGAUGGGGAUAACCGCUACUAUGUGCACGAGAAACAAUGUAUGAUCGAAUAUCGGAUGGUCGUUUAACCCACCGGACGCUUAACGCUCGACGAGAAUCCCCUUCUGCUCGGUUGCUCGGUCGCGUAGUUGUAACGAGAAGCAACGAGGAUAAACGCGUCCACAGAAACCAGCCAAAACGUCGACUUUUCAGAUGAUAGCCCCGACGACUAUCCGCACGCCGACUUUGAUAGCAAACGCGAGAGAGACGGUUGGUCGAACGACGAGACCGACGAGAA